AUGGGCACGGUGCUGUCUCUUUCCCCCGCCUCCUCGGCCAAGGGCCGGAGGCCCGGCGGGCUGCCCGAGGAGAAGAAGAAGGCGCCGCCCGCGGGAGACGAGGCGCUGGGGGGCUACGGGGCGCCGCCAGUAGGCAAGGGCGGCAAAGGCGAGAGCCGGCUCAAGCGGCCGUCCGUGCUCAUCUCGGCGCUCACCUGGAAGCGCCUGGUGGCUGCGUCUGCCAAGAAGAAGAAAGGCAGCAAGAAGGUGACGCCCAAGCCGGCGUCCACCGGCCCCGACCCCCUGGUCCAGCAACGCAACCGCGAGAACCUUCUCCGCAAGGGUCGGGACCCCCCCGACGGCGGCGGCGCCGUCAAGCCCCUGGCGGUGCCCGUGCCCACCGUGCCCGCGGCCGCCGCCACCUGCGAGCCGCCGUCGGGGGGCAGCGCCGUCGCCCCGCCGCCGGGCUCAGGCGGAGGGAAACCGCCGCCGCCGCCCCCAGCCCCGCAGGCGGCGCCGCCGGUACCUGGCGGCUCGCCGCGGCGGGUCAUCGUGCAGGCGUCUACCGGCGAGCUGCUGCGCUGCCUGGGCGACUUUGUGUGCCGACGCUGCUACCGUCUCAAGGAGCUGAGCCCCGGCGAGCUGGUGGGCUGGUUCCGCGGAGUGGACCGCUCGCUGCUGCUGCAGGGCUGGCAAGACCAGGCCUUCAUUACGCCCGCCAACCUGGUGUUCGUGUACCUGCUGUGCCGCGAGUCGUUGCGCGGGGAUGAGCUGGCGUCGGCCGCCGAGCUGCAGGCUGCCUUCCUCACCUGCCUCUACCUCGCCUACUCCUACAUGGGCAAUGAGAUCUCCUACCCGCUCAAGCCCUUCCUCGUGGAGCCCGACAAGGAGCGCUUCUGGCAACGCUGCCUGCGCCUCAUCCAGCGGCUCAGCCCGCAGAUGCUGCGGCUCAACGCCGAUCCCCACUUCUUCACGCAGGUCUUCCAAGACCUCAAAAACGAGGGCGAGGCCGCUGCCGGCGCUGGGGGUCCACCCAGCGGGGGAGCGCCCGCGGCCCCCUCCUCCUCUUCCUCGGCCGCCAGGGACAGCUGCGCGACUGGAGCCAAGCACUGGACUAUGAACCUGGACCGCUAG
Molecule: messenger RNA, 1113 nt
Organism: Hippopotamus amphibius kiboko
Lineage: Eukaryota; Metazoa; Chordata; Mammalia; Artiodactyla; Hippopotamidae
Gene: CDK5R2
Product: cyclin dependent kinase 5 regulatory subunit 2
Exons: 1
Coding region: 1-1113 (370 amino acids)
Biological process (GO): brain development; activation of protein kinase activity; positive regulation of cyclin-dependent protein serine/threonine kinase activity
Cellular component (GO): protein kinase 5 complex; cytoplasm
Molecular function (GO): cyclin-dependent protein serine/threonine kinase activator activity; protein kinase binding
Source: RefSeq, a predicted model, not a curated record